Messenger RNA from Falco peregrinus (peregrine falcon), 1377 nucleotides. It is a transcript of the gene ACTG2, whose product is annotated as actin gamma 2, smooth muscle. Gene Ontology annotation, biological process: vascular associated smooth muscle contraction. Gene Ontology annotation, cellular component: cytoplasm. The coding region runs from base 115 to 1245 and encodes 376 amino acids. NCBI's taxonomy places the organism in Eukaryota, Metazoa, Chordata, Aves, Falconiformes, Falconidae. The record is from RefSeq and is a predicted model, not a curated record. The transcript is spliced from 9 exons.
CGGGCUCCUGGUAUUUAUACCAAAGGCGCCCUGGGACUCGGUCCCAGAGGAAAGGAGCUCUCGCCUCUGCGCUUUUCCCCCAGGUCCCCCUGACCACCAGCCACCGGCCCCACCAUGUGCGAGGAGGAGACCACCGCCCUGGUCUGCGACAACGGCUCCGGCCUCUGCAAAGCCGGCUUUGCCGGUGACGAUGCCCCCCGCGCCGUCUUCCCCUCCAUCGUGGGGCGGCCCCGGCACCAGGGUGUCAUGGUAGGCAUGGGGCAGAAAGACAGCUACGUGGGCGACGAGGCGCAGAGCAAGAGGGGCAUCCUCACGCUCAAGUACCCCAUCGAGCACGGCAUCAUCACCAACUGGGAUGACAUGGAGAAGAUCUGGCACCACUCCUUCUACAACGAGCUGCGCGUGGCCCCCGAGGAGCACCCCACGCUGCUCACCGAGGCGCCCCUCAACCCCAAGGCCAACCGGGAGAAGAUGACCCAGAUCAUGUUUGAAACCUUCAACGUCCCCGCCAUGUACGUCGCCAUCCAAGCCGUCCUCUCCCUCUACGCCUCUGGUCGCACCACAGGCAUCGUCCUCGACUCCGGGGACGGUGUCACCCACAACGUGCCCAUCUACGAGGGCUACGCUCUGCCCCACGCCAUCAUGCGUCUUGACUUGGCCGGCCGCGACCUCACUGACUACCUCAUGAAGAUCCUCACCGAGAGGGGCUACUCCUUCGUCACCACCGCCGAGCGGGAAAUCGUGCGCGAUAUCAAGGAGAAGCUCUGCUACGUGGCCCUCGACUUCGAGAACGAGAUGGCCACAGCUGCCUCCUCCUCCUCGCUGGAGAAGAGCUACGAGCUCCCCGACGGGCAGGUCAUCACCAUCGGGAACGAGCGGUUCCGCUGCCCCGAGACCCUCUUCCAACCUUCCUUCAUCGGCAUGGAAUCAGCUGGCAUCCAUGAGACGACCUACAACUCCAUCAUGAAGUGUGACAUCGACAUUCGCAAGGACCUGUACGCCAACAACGUGUUGUCCGGUGGCACCACCAUGUACCCCGGCAUCGCUGACCGCAUGCAGAAGGAAAUCACGGCGCUGGCUCCCAGCACCAUGAAGAUCAAAAUCAUCGCCCCGCCGGAGCGCAAGUACUCGGUGUGGAUCGGCGGCUCCAUCCUGGCGUCCCUCUCCACCUUCCAGCAGAUGUGGAUCAGCAAACCCGAGUACGACGAGGCCGGACCCUCCAUCGUCCACCGAAAAUGCUUCUAAGCCCCCUCCCCGCCCCACGGCGGCCCCCCCACCCCGGCCCGGGUGCUGCGCUCCUCCUCGGUCCCCGCUGCUCCUCCCUGCCACCCACUGCGCAUUAAAGCCUUUUCUCCAGGCUCGGCCCCUUUUCUGGGA